Microthlaspi erraticum is the source of this 603-nucleotide messenger RNA. The record is from the annotation of a GenBank genome assembly. NCBI's taxonomy places the organism in Eukaryota, Viridiplantae, Streptophyta, Magnoliopsida, Brassicales, Brassicaceae.
AUGAAUCCGGAACAGAAUCGACGCCAAUGCGCAGUUUGCGAGGAAUCAGAGCCGUCCUUCAUCCACACCGUCAGCAACAGCGGCGUUUUCCGGCGACUCUGCACCGAUUGUUUGCUCAGGGAACAUCGGGAAAUCUUCUGCCCUGUUUGCGUCGAUCUCUUCAACGGCUGUCUUCCUCCAGACGAUGGUAUCACCUGCGUCAAUUGCCCUUCCAUCGCCCACCGCUCUUGCUCUCCUCCGCCGUCUUCCUUCGCCGCAUCCUCCUCCUCCGUUACUAGCUUCACCUGCCCGACAUGUUCCGACCCCAAUUUCUCCUUCUUCCCCAAAUCUCAUGUUCCGAGCUCGGGGAACGGCACCGAUGGCUCCGGAACGCUUCUCGAUGAGAAAUCGGCCAAGGCUCUGGUCGCAGCGUCGAAAAUCGCGGUAGUUUCCAUGACUGAUGCGGCGGCUAUGUUGAAGGAAGAAGCUGUUAAGAAGAUCCUAGAUGCUAAAAUGGCCAAGAUGAGAGCUAAAGAUGCGUUAGGGAAUCUUCAGGACAUUGUUCUUAGGCAAAAGGAUUCAGAGAAUAGUAACCCUAACAAGAGGAAGAACAGCGACCGCUGA